Harpegnathos saltator (Jerdon's jumping ant) is the source of this 1874-nucleotide messenger RNA. RefSeq names its product odorant receptor 4. The transcript is spliced from 6 exons. Lineage: Eukaryota; Metazoa; Arthropoda; Insecta; Hymenoptera; Formicidae. Gene Ontology annotation, molecular function: odorant binding; olfactory receptor activity. Gene Ontology annotation, cellular component: plasma membrane. Gene Ontology annotation, biological process: detection of chemical stimulus involved in sensory perception of smell; sensory perception of smell. Bases 152 to 1315 code for a protein of 387 amino acids. The record is from RefSeq and is a predicted model, not a curated record.
CUUCUAUCUCUCUCUCUUUCUCUCUCUCUCUCUUUCUCUCUCUUUCUCUCUUGCCCUUGCCCUCUCAUCUGUCAUCGCAAAGAUAUCCGUCCCGUUACGUAUGCUCCGAUGUUUUUCCCCGUUCACGAAAACGAUAGCGGACUGAGACACAAUGGCGCGCAGGAGCACGAUUAAUCGCACGUUACAAUUAAUGCUGACUGUAUGUGGUGUGUGGCCAACCACAUCGGGCAUCGCGAUUUGCAGGGCAUAUUGGGUGAUCGCGUUAGGAAUAGACGAAGUCUGCCAUUAUCGCUACCUUCUGCUGCACCUGCACUCGAAUGAUCUGUUUGACCUGAUGGACUGUUUCAGUAGCUUCCUAACUCAGGUGAAGUUCAGCACGAAGCUGAUUAUAUUCUGGUGGAAUCAACGGAAGUUCAUGCGAAUAUUGAUGAUGAUGGCCGAGGAUUGGGACGAUUGCGCCAAUAGCGAGGUCGACGUGUGCGAGCCUACAUGCAAGGCUAAACUAUCAUCUCGCAUCACCAACAUGAUGUUCACCCUUCACAUGUUAACCAUCGUAGCGUACAGCGCCGGCAUACUGUUGGCCGACGUCGACUUCACAGAUCGGCAGGCCGAGUGGCCGCUCUUGCUGAAAGUGAACCUCCCCGUCGACAUCAGCACCAAGCGCACGUACAGGCUACUGUUGAGCGCACAGUUCGUGCACCUUAUCAUGUCCGGCUGCGGCACCGGCUUGCUCAACUCGUUGCUCUUGGCCUUGACUCUGCACGUGGGCGGUCAAAUGGACGUUCUAUGCUGUUGGCUGACCGAGCUAGCUCCCGAGGAGAGACGCGUGGAAAGACGCGAAUCGAUCGUCGACAGAACGAGCAAAAUCAUACGGAAGCAUCAGAGGAUUAUCCACUUCUCGAGAUGCAUCGAGGAUCUGUACACGUACAUAGCGUUGGUGCAAUUCACGUCGAACACUGUGCUGAUAUGCUCGUUGGGAUUCCUCAUCGUGACCGCGAUCGGCAGUCCCGAUGCGACGGAGCAAAUAGUGAGAUCUCUCUUAUUUUACACUGUGACGAAUCUGGAAGCGUUUAUAUUUUGCUUCGCCGGUGAAUACCUGAAAAACAAGAGCAAAGCUAUCGGGACCGCAGCGUAUAAUUCUGCAUGGUACGAGUUGAAGCCCGAAAACAGCCGUCCCUUGAUAUUCGUGAUAUUAAGAGCGCAGAAGCAAUUGACGCUCACAGUUGGGAAAAUAAUGGACCUCUCUUUAGAAUCGUUCACAAACAUCAUGAAAGCCUCGGGAUCGUAUUUGUCGGUCUUGUUGGCGAUGCAAUGAACACACACACAUACAUAGCGUUCAGUCGGAAGAUUAUUGAGCAGUAGUCGUGAACCGCAUAAUACCGCAUGUUGUGAAAAUAUGCUCUCACUAAUGAUAGACAAUAAUAGCGAAAAAUAUUUUUCCAUACACCGAGAGAUACUCCGCGACAGUGAUAAUAGUUUUGAGAGGAAAGAUGUGAGAAACAAUAAAUCAAGCUAAACCUCAACCGUUUUGCCUUGAGACACGCAGCUUCAUUUAGCACGAAACGUCAUGAUUAAUCACGCAAGGCUAUAUGGCGCACGAACUGCUUCCUUGCACAAGAGUCUCUUUCGAUUCUUUCUUUUUUUAUUUUGCCUGACAAACGUCUGAACAAGACUAACUGACGAACGUGCACUGUGAUGCCUACAACCGCACGAAUUAUUACAUAUUUAAACAACUGAUGGUUCCAGCAAUAUCAAGCAGGAGUGAAAGGGGAAUGAUCCUUGUGUGGUUCUUUUUCGCGCAUCGAAUUUAUGAAAAGCCGCGACGAAUAUCGAAGGGUUGCAAGCAUCACCACGUGAAAAAUAUUUGAUGAAAG